AUGCACUCGCCCCUCUCCAGUUGCGAUUCUGUAUGGCGCAGCAUGGCCCUGCGAACCGACACGGCUCUUGAAGUACGAUCAGAUCUUUACGACAGAGGCAACAUCAGUCGCCUCAAGGAGUUCUACAUCCGCCGGCUUUCGCAGAACGACGGGGUGGCGCCCGCUAUGGCGCGGCUCCGACAGAGUCGGUCGCCUCGCUCCAACUUUGGCAGUCCACGAACGAACUCAGAAGUGGAAAGUCCCGAAUCCAUCUAUGAGAAGUAUGUGACUGGCAAGGUGCUGCUGUCCAGUUCACUGGGCAGGUUGUCAAAAGUAGCGCCACGCAUCGAGAUGCUGAAUGCCAAGCUCAUUAGUUUACGAGCAGCAUUGGAAAGCAGGAUCUUAGAUGGGAGCAGCCAGAGCAACGUCCUCCGGCACUUGACCCAACUGAGGUAUCACCUGGACAGCGCCUUGAAAUGGGGUCCAGACGCAGCUGAUCUCGGCGCAAUUAGCGAACACACCAUCCAGCAGGUGCAACAACUUGCAAGCACAGCCCGGGUCCUCGCACCCGGCGUGUAUUUGUUCUCAAAAAGGGCGGAGAACAUUCUUAUUCAGAAGGAACGUGCUUUGAAGAAGGCAGCGCAAGUUCUCUUCGAGGAUCAGCGAAAAUCUUACAAUUCAGCAACUUGGCAUGAAGAGCUGGCUACUGUAGCCGAAGCUACAGCAGGACUUCAAAGGAGACAUGAGAAUCCCGACCUCAAGGCAGAAUCCACUGUGGUGAGCGAGCUCGACUCUGAAUGCGGGACCAUGUAUGCUGACACCGUAAUCACCUGUCCUGCAGACGUUGGAAAUGUUCAAGAUGUCAAUGACUAUUUAGCACUGAAGAGUGAGGAUCAACAGCGCCGAUGGUUCUAUUCUCAGUGUUUGGCGGCCAAACUGGUCACCUCGGAUCAAGCUCGAGCUCGAAAGAUUCUCAUUAGCGAUCUCUACGCGAAGGUGAAGGCUUCAGGGAUUCCCAUCACGAACUGGAUGAUGUUCAUUCAGGAGCAGUUAAUGCUUGGCCGCGGCAUUCCAGUCCCCACGGAUAUUCGUUGA
Cladocopium goreaui is the source of this 1074-nucleotide messenger RNA. Lineage: Eukaryota; Dinophyceae; Suessiales; Symbiodiniaceae. The record is from the annotation of a GenBank genome assembly.